Paramuricea clavata is the source of this 651-nucleotide messenger RNA. The record is from the annotation of a GenBank genome assembly. NCBI's taxonomy places the organism in Eukaryota, Metazoa, Cnidaria, Anthozoa, Malacalcyonacea, Plexauridae.
AUGGACUUGAACCAGAAAAAGAAUACAGGGAAACUAUACAGUCCUGAGAUGAAAGCAUUCGCUCUUUCCCUUUAUUACAUCAGUGGAAAGGCAUACAAAUUGUUGUCAAAAUUCUUCAAGCUUCAAUCCAAAAGCAGUCUGAUGAAAUGGGUAGCUGCAUUUCCAACUGCUCCGGAGCUGACCCCAGCUGCAAAGGAAGCUCUAGCCAGAAAAGUCAAGAUUAUGAGCGAGUCCAGUAAUUUGUGUACUAUCACAAUGGAUGAGAUGGCCCUUAAGGCUGACCUGUUGUACGAUCCUGGUAAAGAUCAAGUCAUUGGUGUUGAAGGUGUUUUUUUUUGGAGAAGCAGCCUCAUUGCAACAUCUGCACUAGUCUUCAUGGCCCGUGGUAUAAAUGAAAACUGGAAGCAGCCCCUGGGAUAUCUUCUAGUCCAUGAAUCCUGCCUCAGUGAUAAGAUCAAAGCUACAUUGUUGGACAUGAUUGAUGAAAUAACAUCAAUUGGACUCCAUGUUGCAACUGUUGUUUCUGACUUGGGCUCCAAUUUCCAAAAGAUGAUUAAAAGCCUUGGUGUAACACCAACACAACCAUGGUUUUGGCACAAAGGUAGAAUGAUCUUCUAUCUAUUUGAUGCACCACACAUAAUAAAGGCUUGA